AUGGUCAGAGCUUCGAACGAGGAGAUUGUCUCCAACCAGGAAUUACUUCAUGAAUUAUCCUGGAAGGUGGUUUUCACUGGAAUUCGAUGCGAUAGAGAUGGCAAACUAGGCAAAAAAUGGAGGAAAUGCCGCACUUGCCAUGCAAACCAUAACCUCCUUUCUCAAGUUGCACUAUUAAAAAGCUCUGUCAUUGGCAUCGCUGUGUCUAUCCUACGUGAAGAAACAGAUACCUAUAUUACUGGCUUCGACCUUCUGAGCGCAGAUCCCGAAAAGCCAAACGUAAUUCUUGGGUAUCGGCUACCAGGGGAAUCCGUGAUAAUCAAUCUCUACGGUGAGCAACUGAUAGGAUUUACGGUUAUUGAGGGCGAUGCUGGAAUCCAUGCAAUACGCCCAAUUUUCAAUGAGACUGCCACAAUCAUGACCAGCUGGAUAGGUUCACCAGAGGGUAGCGGGAUCUGCAAGUCUACGGAACUAGUCCUUGAGCGAGGCAUCAAAGCAAUUUCAGGAAGAUUCGAUGUAAUACAAACGAAGUUUACCGUCGACAAUUAG
Penicillium robsamsonii is the source of this 549-nucleotide messenger RNA. RefSeq lists its product as uncharacterized. The record is from RefSeq and is a predicted model, not a curated record. The coding region runs from base 1 to 549 and encodes 182 amino acids. The transcript has 2 exons. Lineage: Eukaryota; Fungi; Ascomycota; Eurotiomycetes; Eurotiales; Aspergillaceae.